UUUAAGCUGAACACGCCGAAACGUUGCUUGGGUCUAACAAAUGUGGAAAAUUUAGCUCAAACAAACGGGACUUGUUUACUUUUAUUGGUAGAAGAAAAAAUACGUCAAAGUCAAUAAGUUCCGGCGCACGGGUGUCAUCUUCCCCCCGCAGAAGCGCUGGCGGAAGCAGGCAGUGAGUUGACCCUCUCGCCGUGCGUCCUCCGCGGCUGUCCCGCACGCCGUAAGCAGCUUGUGGGUCGCGGCCCCGCCCUCUCCCUCCCCUCGCCCCGCAUUAAUAACUGUUGUUGUUGAUCAGUCGCGUGCUCCGCCGCGUGUCACCCCGGGACUGGACCCUCUCUCGGCCCGCCGCGCGCAUGCAGCACAAUGGCUCGGCCGGUUCCCAGUGCUCCGACGGCUCCGACGCCUGCCCCGGGGAGCGUCCGGCUCUGUCCUUCGGCUCGCUGCCCGCCGCCACUGCACGGGUGAGGAGGUUCGUCCAGGAGAGACGGACGCUGCCUCGGCCCAGAGUGAUGGUGGUGUUCUCGGCCGCGGGGGACACCGACAAACCGGGCGAUGCUAUGUCGAGCUCGGACUCCGCGGAGGACGAUUUCCGAAAGCCAGCCCUCAGCGCCGCCAACCUGAACCUGGGCAAGGCUCUGCGCUCCUCGCUCAACGCAUCUCAGGAGUUCCCAGAGGUCAUCCCUUUGAAUGUGGGCGGGACCUACUUCACCACCCGCCUGUCCACGCUGCGCCGCUAUGAGGACACCAUGUUGGCCGCCAUGUUCAGCGGGCGCCAUUACAUCCCACGUGACGCUGAGGGACGAUUCUUCAUCGAUCGUGAUGGAGCGUAUUUUGGGGACAUCCUGAACUUCCUGCGAGAGGGUGAGCUUCCUCAUCGGGACCGAGUGAGGGCGGUGCACCGGGAGGCCCAGUACUACGCGAUCGGACCGCUGCUGGAAAGCUUGGAGGACACUCAGCCACUCACCGGGGAGAAAGUUCGCCAAGCCUUCCUCGAUCUGUUGCCCUACUACAAAGACAAUCUGGAGCGAAUUGUGGAGAUUGCCAAGCUGAGGGCCAUGCAGCGGAAAGCGCGUUUUGCCAAGCUGAAGAUCUGCGUGUACAAGGAGGAGAUGCCCAUCACGCCGUACGAGCGGCCUCUUUUCAACUCUCUGCGCUUCGAGCGCUCGGACGGCGAGGCGAAGCUCUUCGAGCAUCACUGCGAGGUGGACGUUUCCUUCGGCCCCUGGGAGGCGGUGGCGGACGUUUACGACCUGUUGCACUGCAUCGUCAGCGACCUCGCCGACCGCGGCAUCACCGCCGACCAGCAGUGCAUCGGCGUCUGCGACAAGCACCUCAUCAACCACUACUACUGCAAGAGGCCGAUAUACGAGUUCAAGAUCACGUGGUGGUGAAGCCGGAGAGACGGCCUUCGUUUUGUUCCCACUGCUGUGGCUGACAGGACCGCCGAGCACAAUGAGGGAUGGCCCACUUUGACAUGGUUUCCAACAAAGUGGGGUUUUGUAUUUUAAGCUGCUGAUAGCUGAAACGCUCAAAUGUCAUACUGAUAUUUAAUAUCUUUAAAUUAAGCAACUAAAUGCCCAAAAGUACAAGGGUGCAGCAUUUCCCUUGCGGAUUUUAUUCCUUUCAAGAUGGAAACUCUUCUCAAAUAGCAUCUAGACCAUGAUCAGACACCCAGACCUGCUUCUGAAACCACAUUAAUGAAAUUAUAUCCAGAGUUGAGCUCUUCAGCAGGGUUAUCCCCUCACCAGAGGAGUGACAGGGAGACUCUGGGAUACAUUAUUACUCUACAAAAGCAAACAGCAUUAUUAUCUUCUGUUUUUAUUAAAGACCCACUCCUCGAGUUUGGUUAUAUGGAACAACAGCGCCCCCAGAGGCUAAACCUUCAGUACUACAGCCCUCAGUAAUGUAGGAAAGGGCCGAGGCAGCCAGCAGGGCUGUGUCUCCACUUCCAAACCAAAACACCGUUUUUGCACCAUUUGCCUCAAACAUGGGGCCACUCUGAACAAAAAUCGAGGAGUGUCCCUUUAAAGGUCAGAGGUCAUUAUAAAAGUCUAUUUUAGUAUUUGUAAAAAAAAAAAAAAAAAAAAAAAUCAACCCGUAAUUGCUUUAGAUGAUACCGA
Molecule: messenger RNA, 2120 nt
Organism: Myripristis murdjan (pinecone soldierfish)
Lineage: Eukaryota; Metazoa; Chordata; Actinopteri; Holocentriformes; Holocentridae
Gene: kctd7
Product: potassium channel tetramerization domain containing 7
Exons: 4
Coding region: 354-1391 (345 amino acids)
Biological process (GO): positive regulation of transporter activity; protein homooligomerization; membrane hyperpolarization
Cellular component (GO): plasma membrane
Molecular function (GO): protein binding
Source: RefSeq, a predicted model, not a curated record